CGACAUCUUUAGAUAACCAGCCCCCCGACAUGAAGCUUCUUUUGUAGACAAGUAGCAGUGCCGAGUUUGUUCAAGAAAUGGCGCACUUCUGGAUUCUACCGCUUGUUGGAUACUUGGGCAUGGUCCUGGGCUUUGGCUUCCUUACUUUGGCCAUUGCUUCGGGACUGUACUAUCUGUCUGAGCUCGUCGAAGAACACACAGUCAUAGCAAAGCGACUAUUGACGCGCAUGAUAUACGCCGUUAUCGCCAUUCAAACCCUCCUCGUCCUCGUCGAUGGCUUCCCGAAGUUCCUCUCCCUCAUUGGCAUCGUGUCGCACGUCGUCUAUCUGGGGAAUAUGCGACGCUUCCCAAUCGUGAAGCUGUCCGAUCCAUUGUUUCUCUCAUCUUGUGUUCUUGUCCUCAUCAACCACUAUUACUGCUUCGCCCACUUUUCCAGCCUCCCAAGAGCUCCCACGCACUCCAUUUACGAUGCGCCCACGGUACCCACCUUCACAGAGAUUGCAUCAUACUUCGGAAUAUGCGUGUGGCUCGUUCCAUUCGCCUUGUUCGUAAGCUUAUCGGCGAGCGACAAUGUGCUUCCAACGAUGGGAAGCGAGGCGCCCAGCGGGAGUGCGGGACCUGGUGACCGCCAAAAGAGACAGGGGCUGGUGAAGGUUGUGGUCGAUGGAUUCAUCGAGUGGGUGGGAAAUGCAGGAAAUGUCUUGGGCUGGUGGAAAACAGACCGACGAUCGAGUAUUUUAUGAGCUAGGAAGCUGCGUGUAUGAUAAUGAUGUUCUGUAAUUGCUGGGGAGCUAUGCAUAUAAGGGAGUUUGAACAGUGGCAAGAGAUUAACGAUUAAAUUAGAUGUCUGUACUUUAAGAGCUGAAAUGAAAUCAAUCGAUAGG
Messenger RNA from Pseudogymnoascus verrucosus, 884 nucleotides. It is a transcript of the gene SVP26, whose product is annotated as erv26 super. Gene Ontology annotation, molecular function: COPII receptor activity. Gene Ontology annotation, biological process: endoplasmic reticulum to Golgi vesicle-mediated transport. The record is from RefSeq and is a predicted model, not a curated record. The transcript is spliced from 3 exons. Gene Ontology annotation, cellular component: COPII-coated ER to Golgi transport vesicle; endoplasmic reticulum membrane; Golgi membrane. NCBI's taxonomy places the organism in Eukaryota, Fungi, Ascomycota, Leotiomycetes, Thelebolales, Thelebolaceae. Bases 78 to 743 code for a protein of 221 amino acids.